AUGACAGCAGUUGUGUACAAGCCAUCCAAGUUGGCCUCUAUACUAAAGGCUACUCAGCAGAAAACUAGGAAAGAAGACAGCAUACGCAAAAAGGUCCUAAAUAUCCUCUUGUAUAAAGCUGUGACAGACUUGAUGUGCACCUGUGAAGUCAGUCAAGAGGUUUGUGACCUCAAGCUGGAACUCACCAAGGUAUCCCUGUCACCAGACUUUUCAGCAUGUCGUGUGUACUGGAACCCUGCUGAAAGUGCAGAGGAGGAUGAUCGUAUUGAAAGUAUUUUACAGAAAAGUGCCCCACGUAUAAGACAUCUUUUGAUUACCAAUCAGGUCCUGAGAACUGUUCCUCCAAUCGUGUUUGUUAAAGACAAAGAAGCUGCAGCUAUAAAAGAGAUUGAUAGGUUAUUGGCAAUUGCUGAUUUUGGACCUCAGGAAGAAAAAGACACUUUGGCUGAAAACGACUUUAGUGAAUCAAAGUCUUCUGCAUCAUCUUCUGACAUGGCAGCUUCGUCCAUCCCAGCUAAUCUUUUUGGGAUCGAUCAUGAAGUGCUCAAUAAGCAAAUAAUGGAGUACAAAAAAAUGAAAAAGGUGAAGGACACAGAAGGCAUUGGGUGGGCAGAACAGCAGCAGAUGCAGCUGGCUGAGAUACAAAAGCAAAAGAAAAUGAAAAAGAAGAAAAUAAGGGAUCCCUUUGAGAAUGAUAUCACACCACAGAAAUAUCUGCUGGACAAAUAUAGUGAAGAUUCUUUGGAUGGUGACAUUGCACCUUCUCAAGAUAGUGACCUGGAGUAUGAAUUACAGGAAGUGGUAGAUGAACUAGAGGUAGAUGAUGACAGAAAUCCAUCUACUACCAAACUUAAGUGAAAUUAAAAAGCUUUUAAAAAAAAGAAAAAACUGUUGGUAAUGAAUUAUAUUAGAGUAACCACUGAAUUACAACUUCUGUGCUGCUUAUUCACCACCUCCUUUCCAUCUUCUCCAAAAUAUGUGGAAAUGGAUCAAGUACUACAAGUUUUCAUGGGAAAAUAAUUUUUAAAAUCCUGCUUAUAAUAAAUCUGAGAAGAUGAGCUCUUCUGAACUAAAAUAAUUAAGAAAUAUUAUGGUUGUCAAAAGUAAAAUACCCUUAUCAGCUUUAGACUGAGAUGAAACUUCUUGUAAAUACAUUAUGUACCACCCAAAAAGCUUAUUACCUAUGCCUUUAUAUAAGUGCAAGGAACUAUCAAAAAUGAAAAUAUUUCAAAAAACUUGAUUACAGUAGAAACAUGCUAAACUACAUUUCAGCAUCCUGCAAACUUUGUAUAUGCACAAAAAUGUGCUUUCCUUACUUCUCAAAGAUUUAAUAGAGUGCUUUGUGCUGUGAUCUCAUAUUACUAAAGCUUAUUUUUACAAACUAUGUAUAAGUAUUGAAGUAUUACAUCUAAAAUAGACAAAUUACCAUAAUAGUAUGACUUCCAUGCAGUCAGGCAAGAUUCAGGCUCCAAGAGAGACAUUUUUUUGCU
This is a messenger RNA of Terrapene triunguis (Three-toed box turtle), 1490 nucleotides long. RefSeq names its product ribosome binding factor A (gene RBFA). The record is from RefSeq and is a predicted model, not a curated record. Gene Ontology annotation, biological process: rRNA processing. NCBI's taxonomy places the organism in Eukaryota, Metazoa, Chordata, Testudines, Emydidae. The transcript is spliced from 7 exons. Bases 1 to 858 code for a protein of 285 amino acids.